AUGCCUUCUCUACUCUUUGUCACUUCAUUGUGUCUAGCUACGUCCUCCACGGCUGUCGCGUACUGUUAUUUCCUGCAUCGCUCUCUGGAACAUCGCAUUGUCCACGGGUCUCAGCACGGGAAGCUUCCGAGCUCCCUCUCCGCCACCAUCACCUCUAUCCCUCCAGAGGUCUUCACCGAUGAAUACUACGCCGUACACGACCACGCAUCGCGUCGCGUCCCACGGGACCUCCUCCCGAACAAAGACGCAGACGACCUCUUUACCAUGCUACUGCGCCGCAACAUGACCGCGUUUGCGAAAUUCCCCCAGGCCUGGAUCCUCCGGCUCGUAGUGCCGCCUGUAGACCGUAAGACAUUCAGCGCCUCUCACAUCCACUCCCUCAACUUCGACAAAGGGGACCUGGUGUGCGGCGUGUACCGGGUCGAAGAGAGGACUCCCGACAAGGCCGUGUUGGCCAUCCUGCUCAAAGGGCCCAUCGGCGGACGCCUGGUGAUUCGGUAUACCGAAGACGGAGAGGAGAUCGUGUAUCACAGUGAGACGGCGAUGUGGACGAAGCGGGAGACUGGACCCCACGGAACAAAGCGGGCCACCAUGCCGCUGGAGAAACCCGUGUUGCGCUUCCUGCACGAGAUGGCCGCUUGGUGGCUGUUGGAUUCAGGCGUGCGGUUUUUGAUGGAUAGGAAGGAGGGAUCCCCGUCACCAGCAGCAGCUUUCAAUUCACUACCAUCUUCAGCCCAACUGUGGUAUCUGACUGCCUUCAAACUUGCCCAUUGUGACGAGCGAACCCGCCAACAGCGCCUGCCCGACGAGCAUCCGACCCUGUGUCUGCAGUGCGAAGACGCCUGGCUCGCUGCGCAUUCAACUGACCACCAUCACCGACACAGCCGAGGGAUCUCACCUCCCAACGCCAUGGAGCGCGAUGGGUCGGACUGGUUUGUUCCUGCUCGUGCAAGCCCUCUCGAAUCGGAGAUGGACGCUAUAUUGCGGGCUGCUAGUCCUUCCAGUGGGGAAGCCGAGAGCCUGACAGAGGAGAUGAUCCGUCAUCACGCUAAGGCUUUCGCGAAGUUCUUCGGAGAGGUGGGAUCUGACGAUGGCGACGAGCUUUUCAACGCCUUACCCGACGACAUCCAAGAAGAUCCGGGCUCUCAAGGUAAUGCCAUUGUUCCCUCGUCAGAAUCAGAUCUGAUCUCUUUUGACGACGCAGAACUUGUUGACGCGCUGCGGAGCGAGGAGACCAGCAACUCCAAGCCAUUCGUCGAUUGUAGACAGAAGUCCCUCCUAGACACUGACCCGUGCGAGCCCGUUCAGCCCAGCGAAGAUUGCUACCCAUGCAGCAGCCACGAUACAGACAGAGACGGAGAAAUGGAGUUUGAUGCCACGAUGGAAGACAAGGAUCCUGAUUCGAGCAGAUCAUCUAAGAGCGAUGCUUUCUUCGACAUGCAAUCUGCUUCCUCCCAGCCGCACGGAACCGACGAGCGUACAUCAGUUCAAUCCCCACUGUCUGAGGACAUUGACAUGUCGAAAUUUGAUCAGGAUACCAUGGAAUGUGAUGACAUUCAGAUUGCGAUUUCCAUUGCUGAAGACCGCAUGGCGAUUCUCGAAGCCCAGAUUAGGGAGAUGGAAAUCUUGUUGAGCCGGAAGAUUGCUGAACAGGCGAGGGAAGGUAAUGCGUCAGUUUGCUCGUUGCUUGUGGCUGGUAUUGCUGGCAUUGUUGCAAGGCUCCUGUCUGCAUUUGGGCUAUGUAGGAAUGAGGCCGUCCAGGACCCUGAUAAUACCGGUACUCACACUUUCCCAUCUCCAGACGACGACUGGGUGUUUAUGGAUGCUGACGAGAUCGAGCAGGAGAUGUGGAGGGCCCAGGCGAAACUGGAGGCCCUCGAGACCCAGGUCACUAAUAUGCAAAAUGCAUUUUCUCGCAGGAUGUUGGUCCUGCUCGUUGAACGGUUAAUUGUUGCUCACCGGUUCUUUGAUCGACGACUGUAUUGA
Molecule: messenger RNA, 1986 nt
Organism: Aspergillus terreus NIH2624
Lineage: Eukaryota; Fungi; Ascomycota; Eurotiomycetes; Eurotiales; Aspergillaceae
Exons: 3
Coding region: 1-1986 (661 amino acids)
Source: RefSeq, a predicted model, not a curated record